CUCGAACGCAUCCAAUUCACCCUCAUCCUCUUCUCUACACAUCAAUUGAGCCUCACAAACCGCCAAAAUGGUACUUACUUCUGCAUCUCGUCCCCUAGCCCGCUCACUUGGUCCCAUUGCUUCGCGCAGCAGAGGCCUGAGCUCUCUAGCUUCCGCCUCUGCCGUCUCCAGCUUGAGGAACUCUGCCUCUCGGUCUGGGGGCGUCACAUCUCGACAGGCUGCCGCAAACUCGCCAGUUCUGCCAGGCUCAAUAUGCCGGAGCAAGCUGGGACCACUGACGUCGAUCCGGUCGCUGACAGGUUUCCCCCGUGAAAAGGUCAAGGUGCUUAUGGUCCUGUACGAUGGUGGCAAGCACGCCGAGGAGGUCCCCGGUCUGCUUGGCACCACCCAGAACGAGCUCGGAAUCCGGAAGUGGCUCGAGGACCAAGGCCACACUCUGGUCACCACCUCUGACAAGGAGGGUGAGAACUCAACCUUCGACAAGGAGCUUGUCGACGCUGAGAUCAUCAUUACCACUCCCUUCCACCCUGGUUACCUGACCGCCGAGCGUCUCGCUAAGGCCAAGAAGCUGAAGCUUGCCGUCACCGCUGGUAUUGGCUCCGACCAUGUCGACCUGAACGCUGCCAACACCACCAACGGUGGCAUCACUGUUGCUGAGGUCACCGGCUCCAACGUUGUUUCCGUCGCCGAGCACGUCGUCAUGACCAUCCUUCUUCUCGUCCGUAACUUCGUUCCCGCCCACGAGCAGAUUGAGCGUGGAGAUUGGGACGUCGCCGAGGCCGCCAAGAACGAGUUCGACCUCGAGGGCAAGGUUGUCGGUACCGUCGCUGUUGGCCGUAUUGGUGAGCGUGUGCUGCGCCGUCUCAAGCCAUUCGACUGCAAGGAGCUCCUCUACUACGACUACCAGCCCCUGAGCCCCGAGAAGGAGGCUGAGAUUGGCUGCCGCCGCGUCGAGAACCUCGAGGAGAUGUUGGCUCAGUGUGACGUUGUCACCAUCAACUGCCCUCUGCACGAGAAGACCCGUGGCCUGUUCAACAAGGAUCUCAUCAGCAAGAUGAAGCCCGGCUCUUGGCUCGUCAACACCGCCCGUGGAGCUAUCGUCGUCAAGGAGGACGUCGCCGAUGCCCUCAAGUCCGGCCACCUCCGUGGCUACGGUGGUGACGUCUGGUUCCCACAGCCCGCGCCCAAGGACCACGUCCUGCGCUACGCCAAGAACCCCUUCGGUGGCGGCAACGCCAUGGUUCCUCACAUGUCCGGUACUUCCCUCGAUGCCCAGAAGCGUUAUGCCGACGGCACCAAGGCUAUCCUGGAGUCGUACCUGACUGGCAAGUUCGAUUACCGGCCCGAGGAUCUCAUCGUGACCAACGGCGACUAUGCCACCAAGGCUUACGGCCAGCGCGCCAAGAAAUAAAUGAGGAGUCAAGUUUGAGCUCCCAGCGGUAAUCUCGAGCCAUGAAUUGGACGGCAUGCUCGGUGGAAGGUUAUUUUGUUUAUAAUCGGAAGAUGACGAUGCUAUGAUUCCCACGCCUCAUAUAGUUUGGAGGUAAAUGAACGAAAUAAAUGAAUAAAAAUUUUAAAGUAACAAA
This is a messenger RNA of Diaporthe batatas, 1586 nucleotides long. RefSeq names its product formate dehydrogenase (NAD+). Gene Ontology annotation, molecular function: NAD binding; oxidoreductase activity, acting on the CH-OH group of donors, NAD or NADP as acceptor; formate dehydrogenase (NAD+) activity. Gene Ontology annotation, cellular component: cytosol. The coding region runs from base 68 to 1411 and encodes 447 amino acids. Lineage: Eukaryota; Fungi; Ascomycota; Sordariomycetes; Diaporthales; Diaporthaceae. The record is from RefSeq and is a predicted model, not a curated record. The transcript is spliced from 4 exons.